This is a messenger RNA of Paramuricea clavata, 387 nucleotides long. NCBI's taxonomy places the organism in Eukaryota, Metazoa, Cnidaria, Anthozoa, Malacalcyonacea, Plexauridae. The record is from the annotation of a GenBank genome assembly.
AUGAAACGAAACAGACAUUUUGUUGAGUCUUGUGAUUCUUGUCAGAUUCGAUUUGAAUCAAACGCAAGUUUUGUAAGGCACUGCAAGACACAGGGACAUAGGCACAAGGAGCUUGGAGCGCAAAAUGCAGCUAUGAUGGCGGAUGACGAAAACUGGGAAAAUGACUGCGCCACUAUGCCUGUACGACACAUUCGUCAACCACAUCCAUGGAUGGCACAACCUGCAGUUUUGGAGGACAUUCCACAAGAGCAGCAAGAAAGUGAUAGCGAGAUAUCAGACGACGACGCUAGUGAACAAUUGCCAUCAGAAGAACUAGGGUUUUUCCCAUUUCCUGAUGAGAAAUUUUUCUUGUUAUACUGUUACGCGCAUGGUAUAAUGAGGCCAAAG